Messenger RNA from Colletotrichum orchidophilum, 228 nucleotides. RefSeq lists its product as uncharacterized. Lineage: Eukaryota; Fungi; Ascomycota; Sordariomycetes; Glomerellales; Glomerellaceae. The record is from RefSeq and is a predicted model, not a curated record. Bases 1 to 228 code for a protein of 75 amino acids. The transcript is spliced from 2 exons.
AUGCCGCUAGCCCAUUCAGAACAUCCAAUGGCACGCCGUGCUGAAGGCGCCGCUAUCCCAUGGCUUCUCCUCCUGCAGCAGAACCUUACCCGUACCGGCUUGGACCUGCAACGCCGCUAUAGCCCGGCUUGCUUUGUCUCCCACCGCCGAGAUGCCGCCCGAAAUGCGGUGAAAGACCGCCCCGCCCCGUUCCAUGUGGGAGCUCUUUGUAGCGUCAUCGUGAAUUAA